AUGAUAUCAAACAACAAACUAUUGAAUUUUUGGGAUUAAUUUUUCAUGAUUCAAAAUUUGUAAUUAAAAACUUUUUGUUUCUUUUAAAGUGUUGAGAAUUCGGUUUAAAAAUUUAUGUUAAUUAUAGAAAAUGUCUAGUAUUAAAGCAGAAUGUUUAAGAAUUAAUUAAUUUUAAUAAGGGUUUAGGGUUUUUAUUCUCAAAAUUAUUUUUAACCUUCGCAGAAUCUCUAAUCAGAGUUAAAAAAAGAAAAUUGCCAUUUAGUAGUGAUUUAAUGUAUGAGAUAAUUAUGGAUUUUGUAAAUAUAGAAUUGA
Molecule: messenger RNA, 312 nt
Organism: Paramecium sonneborni
Lineage: Eukaryota; Ciliophora; Oligohymenophorea; Peniculida; Parameciidae
Source: the annotation of a GenBank genome assembly